AUGCAUAUCUACAUUUUACCUGGAAUUUGUGUGAGAGUAUAUUUCAUAAAUAUAUGUCAUUUUACAUGAAAAGAAAGUGGAUGUCUUAUUAUAAAAGAGAGGUUGAAUCAGAAAAUAUUCCAAGUACAAGUAGCGAACCUCAAGAGCAAAUAGAAGAAACAACUUGUGAUGAGCCUGUAUUAGAGAAGGAAGUAGCUGUGCAAUGUGAAUUACAAUGCCAAAAUUGUUUAAAACUUGAAAAAGAGAAACGUCGUUACAGGAACUUAUGGCUUGGGGAAAAGCUUAAGCUUCAGUGUAGCAGAACUUAUGCAAGCAGUUCUAAUAUGGAUAUGCUUGCAGUGGAUGAGUAUGACAACAACAGCAGCAAUGAAGAAUCAUCAACUAGUUGCAAAGUGGUUGAUCUUGAUAGUUGUCCUGCUGAGGAGAUUUUGGACCCAAAUGAUCUUAGUGGUGACUCAGACUCAGAGAGUGAUCUUGGUGCUGAACAAAGUUAAGAGACUGAGACAGAAGAGAUAAUCACAUCUAGUGACAUGGAAGUUGACUCUGAAUCAGAGCAGCCAAGAACAUUUAAAAGAGUGCUCAACAAAGACACCAACCUAAGAACAGAGAAAAAAUUCAUUGUGUUCUUCACCCAACUGUUUGAACUUUUUAAAUUCUGCCCAAUUUGCAAAUGAGAUGAUGUUCUUGUU
Xenia sp. Carnegie-2017 is the source of this 689-nucleotide messenger RNA. RefSeq lists its product as uncharacterized. The record is from RefSeq and is a predicted model, not a curated record. The coding region runs from base 54 to 494 and encodes 146 amino acids. Lineage: Eukaryota; Metazoa; Cnidaria; Anthozoa; Malacalcyonacea; Xeniidae. The transcript has 4 exons.